This is a messenger RNA of Schistocerca gregaria, 1636 nucleotides long. RefSeq lists its product as uncharacterized. The record is from RefSeq and is a predicted model, not a curated record. The coding region runs from base 38 to 454 and encodes 138 amino acids. NCBI's taxonomy places the organism in Eukaryota, Metazoa, Arthropoda, Insecta, Orthoptera, Acrididae. The transcript has 2 exons.
GCGCAGCGACGAGGGCAGCACCGUCCGGGCAUUCACAAUGGCGGUAACAGUGCACGCCGCCGCGGGCAGAUGGCAGCACAGGGCGAGCCGGGCGACUGCGCCCCUAGCGGCGCGGGGGCUCACCUCGGCGGGCGGUACGUUGAUCCAGCUCUCGCUGGCCCUGCGCGCCAGCAGCGCGGGGCUGAACAUGAGGUCAUCCUCCUCGUCGGCCGCUUCGUCGUCGCCCAUGUACCACUGCAUGCCGCCGGCGCGCUGCUACACUACUGAGGCUCCGCUUUUAGCAGCGGCUGCCGCGGCGGCGGCAGCAGAGGCAGGGCGCGCGCGCGGCCGCCUGCCAGCUCAACGCGGAGGGGCUAAAAGUGCCGCCGACCUGCCGGCUAAACACAGCGCCGCGCGCCCCGCUGCACUGCCCGGCACGUCGCGCAGUUCUCUUGUCGAUUUUAUUUCCAAUUGAGCCUCUGUGGACUGUGUGACAAUAAAAUAACCAGUGUCCUUUUAGGUUCCUGCCAGCGUCUCUAAGACCCGCCAGUCAGUGAUUUAUUUCACCACUCUGGCGAAAUGAAGUGUUUCGUGUGGCUAGGGCCUCCCGUCGCGUAGACUGUCUGCCAGAUGCAAGGCUUUUUAAAUGACGCUACUUCAGCGACUUGCGUGUCGAUGAGAAUCAAAUUAUGAUGAACACAACGCAACAUCCAGUUUCCGAGCGGAAAAAAUUUCCGACCCGGCGAGAAUCGAACCCGGAACCUUCGCAUGGUUUUCUGUCGCGCUGACCGAGGAAUUGAGAUGGACGCUCCUCUGGUGCGUGUUUGCAGUCAUGGGUAACAAUGAAAUCCCCGCACCACAGUGCCGUAGCAGGCCUCUAGAAGAGCCAAAGAUGGAACGACGCAGUCUAUUAAGGAAGUGUAGUAAAUUAGUAUAAUACUUGCUCAGUAGAUCAUAUGGUAUGACACUUAGCAAUGAUGAAGAACGCGCAGGUUUAACGUUAGUUACAUUACAUGUCAUCAUUCAAUUUUUUUAAUUACUAAUUUAUAUCCAAAACUUCAUCUACUGAGUAGAAAGAGCUGUCAGUCAGAAAUUAUAUUAACUUGUUUUUAAAUACUGGUUGGCCAGCUGUCAGACUUUUGAUACUAAUCGCUAACUCACCAAAGACUUUAGUGGUAGCAUAAUUCACCUUUUUCUGUGUCUACGCUAUAUUUAACCCAGAGUAAUGAAAAUCAGCCUGUCUCCUAUACUGCGAAUAUUACUUAUUUCUUUAAUAAGUACCUACAAGAUGAUCUGGUGUAGAAUACUGCUAUUACUCUGAUUACACGUUUUUGUACAAUGAUUACUGUUUUCCUCAACGAAGAAUUACCCAAAAAAUGAUGCUCACGAAAAAAGUGAGUCAACAUGAAAUAGUACUCUAAUUUACUUUUAUGUUAGUCACUAAAAUUUGCAAUAACUCUAAUAGAACAAGUAGCUGAACUCAAACGUUUUGGUAGACCAUCAGUUGUUCCAAUUCAAUCUUUCAUCAGUGCACAUACUAAAAAAUUUGGAAUAUUCUGUCUUAGCUACAGACUUGUUGUUCAAACUCUAUAUUUAUUAAUGAUGUUACGCCACUUACUGUACAGAACUAUAUAAACUAUGUUUUAUUACAAUUUAA